Molecule: messenger RNA, 1857 nt
Organism: Oldenlandia corymbosa var. corymbosa
Lineage: Eukaryota; Viridiplantae; Streptophyta; Magnoliopsida; Gentianales; Rubiaceae
Source: the annotation of a GenBank genome assembly
AUGGCGGAUUUGAACACCAGUCUGCAACAAGCAGAAAACGGCUAUGGAGUUUUGUUAUACUACAAGUACUUCAGCAGCUCCAUCUCCGACCUUGAAGAACUCUACGAUUUUUACAACUCCAACUGCACUACUCUCUCCCUCAUCGGCCGGGUCCGGCUCUCUCCUAAUGGCGUCAACGUUACGGUGGGUGGGAAGAUGUCAGCUUUGGAGGAGCAUAUUGAGGCUGUGAAGCUGAAGGGUAGUUUGUUUGAUGGGACUGAUUUCAAGCUUGCUUCUUGUUCUGAACCUUUGAAUGAUAAGGUUGCAAGCGAGUGCGGUUUCACAUCUCUAUCAAUUCGAAUUGUGAAGGAAUUAGUGACAUUGAGUUCACAUCCUCUCUUGAGCACACCAGAUGUUUCAAAGGCUGGAAGACAUCUUUCCGCAGUUGAGUUUCAUUCCAUUCUUCAAGAUGCCGGGAAAGUUCAAGAAGAAACGAAUUCCACAUCUAGCGAGAAUGUAGUCCUCCUUGAUGCAAGGAACUUAUAUGAAACAAGAAUUGGCAAAUUCCAGACGUCAGAUGUGGAAACUUUGGAUCCACAAAUUAGACAGUAUAGUGAUCUUCCAUCCUGGAUAGAUGACAAUGUGGAGCAACUGCGAGGUAACCGAAUUCUUAUGUAUUGCACUGGAGGAAUAAGGUGUGAGAUGGCUUCAGCAUAUAUCAAGUCUAAAGGUGCAGGCUUUGAAAAUGUAUUUCAGUUGUAUGGUGGCAUCCAGCGUUACUUGGAACAAUUUCCUGAUGGUGGCUUCUUCAAAGGAAAGAAUUUUGUUUUUGACCACAGAGUAGCAGUAGGGAGCUCAGAUUCGAAUAUUCUGGGUGCCUGCCUUUUAUGUGGCUCUUCAUACGAUGACUAUUCUUCUCGCUGCCGCUGCAAGUUCUGCAGGAUGCUUGUGUUAGUCUGUACGGCAUGCCAGAAAAAGAAUUCUUCAUACACUUGUGAGCUCUGUCAGAGAAGUGGCAAGUCUGUUGAAACAAUCACAGACAUCGAAGAUGAUAGAUCAGAAUGUCAGGGACAGGCUGAAAUGAGAAAUCUUAGUUCUUCAACUCAAGUAAAAGAUUCAAUUCCUACUGGAUUGUUAAAUGGUUCAUGCCCCGCGAGGAAGUUGAAAAUUCUAUGCUUGCAUGGUUUUCGGCAGAAUGCUUCUGGUUUCAAAGGAAGAUCAGGAUCACUGGCCAAGAAGCUGAAAUCUUUGGCUGAACUUGUCUUUGUUGAUGCACCUCAUGAGUUGCCUUUUAUUUAUCAGACUUGUAUCUCUAGAGAAACUAAUGGUGAUACACCGUCCUCUCAUCCAAGUCCUCCAAAGCUAUGCAAUAAAAAGUUCGCAUGGUUGGUUGGUCCUGAAGAGCACAAGAAGAAAGAUGGUUGGACAUCAGUGGACACUCCAUUUGACUUGCUGCAGUACCGACAACAGACACAAGGUUUUGAUGUUUCACUUGCUUAUUUGAAGACUGUAUUUUCCCAAUCUGGGCCAUUCGAUGGAAUCUUGGGGUUUUCUCAAGGAGCAGCGAUGGCGGCAUUAGUUUGUAGUCAAUUAGGGAAGCUCAGGGGAUCAAUCGAUAUCAGAUUUGUGAUAUUAAGCUCUGGAUUUUCCAUAAACAUGGAGAAUUUCGAGAAAGGCUCGAUUAACUUUCCUUCACUUCAUAUAUAUGGCAACACCAAAGGCGGAGACAGACAGAUCAACACGCAAGCCAGCAGAGAACUUGCUUCCCUGUUUGAAGGUGGUUGCGCUGAGAUCAUAGAGCACGACUCUGGCCACAUAAUUCCUACACAAAUGCCUCAUAUUGAGAAAUUCAAAAAUUUUCUUCGGCGUUUUCUCUAA